AGGUGCCUCUGUGACGAGCCGCCAUCGUCGCGCGCCUCGCGAGGCUCAGCUCAGCUCAUCUUCCUCAACCACCGCUGCCCGCUGCUGAUCUCGGCCCACAAAACGAGAGAAAUGGCCACUUUCCUCACGCCGCACACCUCUGCGACUCCUCCGAGGAAACGGCUGCGGACGAUAAAGGCCUGCAAAGGCUGCCAUGUCCGCAAGUCCAAGUGCGACGGCAUCAGACCGACGUGUGGGCCUUGCAUGCGGCGACAGACCAAGUCGGUCGACUCUGUCCUCUGCACCUACGACGACCAGCAGCUGCGGCGGCAACGGACGGGAUCUAGUGUCGAGAACGAGAUCGAGGACGCGACCGGCGGGAGUAUCAGAAGCAGUCCGCAGCAGACCGCGUGGAAGAGAGAAACGAGCGACGCUGCGUAUCCUUCCUCGGCGCCACUGGCAGGACCAGAGCGGACUAUGCAGAGCAUGCAGGCCGUCUUUCAGCAGUCUGAGACUGUAGGACAGCAGCAGCAGCAGCAGCAACAACAGCAGCUCGACCAGACACCGGCGGUCUCGACAGCGACGCAGACGCAGACAGCAGUCUCGGGCGACGACGCAUUGUCGACGCAGAUCCCAUCAUCCGCAACCGGCAUUGUAUCGAACGCAGACUCGCAUUUCGGCCAGUCGUCAAUGUUCAUGUUUAUGGAAAACAUGAAAAACUACAUCUCACACGUCCGCAACAGCAAUAAUCCUCGUGUCGGCGAGUCUCAUCCGUACAGACCGAAGUUCACCGCCGCCGCUGUCACCGCAGCCACAGUGCACCCUGCGAAACGGCCGACAAAGGUACCAUUCAGACACCCAUCAGGCAGACCAUGGACCAUCCGAGACGUCAAGCUCCCGCCUCGGAAGCUUGCAGACGAGCUUUGCGAGCGGUAUUUAUUUGUGGUCUUCCCGGUAUAUCCAUUCGUGCACUGGCCGUGGUUUCUCAAAGAUCUCAACGCACUCUACGCCGCCUACGAGCACCCCGAGGACGAGUGUUUAGAACCCCCGCGGGCGUUUUUCUACUGUCUUGUCAAUCUAGUGUUUUCAAUGACUGCUCAGUUUUGCCCCUCGCUUCCGGUGUCGGAGCGCGAGGAACUCAGCUCGACGUUUUAUAACCGCGCCUGGGAGCUGAUUGAUCUGAAAGUGGUCACUUCAACUGUCGAUGUCGAGCUGGUGCAGAUUUUGCUGCUCUCGAGCAAGCGUCUACAAGCCGGCCACGAUCCAAACCAGUGCUGGAAUAUUCUCUCUCUGGCAGUCCGCGUGGCCCAGUCGUGUGGGUUGCACAUCGAUCCUGUUGAGCUGGGCGAGACGAAUUUAGUGAUGGUCACUCUGCGGCGGAGGUUAUGGUGGGGCUGUGUAAUUCUGGACAAGCUGCUGGCAGUAUCGCUCGGUCGGCCGUCGAUGAUUCAUGCGACGUUUGAUGUCAAGUUCCCGAUUGCUGCGCGCGACUCGGAUAUCACGGAAACCACCCCGGUGGAAGACGAAGAUCUGAUCCCGGAGUAUAGGCGGAUGGUGUAUUUCUCGCACUCGAUCCGGAUGCAUUUGAUUGCCGGAAGCGCUGCCGAGGAACUAUCUUUCCGACCGAGGACGCUAAAAAGCCUGAGCACGGCUGAUCGCAAGCGAAAGUUUACUGGCAACAAAAACGAGGUUGAGUUGAUUCUGAAGUAUCUGCGAGAACUUGAUGAUUGGUACCAGCAAAUACCAGCGUACUUAAAGUCAGAGCCUCCGAAGGGUGCAGAGAACCCUCCGACGUCGGUUGACAGUGACGGGAGCCCCGACGCUGCGCUGACUAUGCUGUCACGGGUGCUGAAGCUGCGGUACUUGCAGACGCAGGUUAUGGUGCUGCGGCCGAGUCUGACAUAUUUGAUACGGAUGCAGAUGAGCAACAGUAGUUUGAAGCAGCGGGGAGAUGGUUCGGUCGAGCACGUCACGCUGAAUGCGUACAUGAACUAUGCGUACCUCUGCGCAAACAGUUCGAUGGACCUGAUUCAGGCUGUGUAUGACAGUCUCAACACUGGUCCGGGCGUUGGCACGACGUGGUGGUAUAAUCUUUAUUAUUUGUACACAGCGUCUGCGAUAAUGCUAGCGGCGCACCUCGUACCUACGGUCUGGGAUAGACUUGACCAGGCCAAGGCGCGGCGGUCGUGGACGAUGGUCGAGGACAUUAUGACGGCGUUGCAAGGAACGACAAAGACAGCGGCGCGAUAUAUGGCGUACCUGAUUAGAAUGAGAGAGCUGAUUGUGAAUAUCAACUCGUCGCUCGCAACGGCCGAGCCAUCGCCGAGCUCGAUGCAGUCCCUGGACACCAGUGCUACUGGUAUCACCAGCGACAACAGCAGCAGUAGCAGCAGCAGUAGUAGCGGUGAUACUACCGAGCAGCAACUUCGUGCUACGGCUGCCAGAACGCCGAUAUCGCUCACGUCGGCUGCGAGUCCUGGUACGCGAAGCAACAUAUACAGCCUGAUUGAGCUGACUGGUGGGUUUUCCUUUCUUGUCUUUUAUCUUAUGAUUGCUAACAGGUUGUGCAUAUAGAGCCGGCGCAGGUGGUGCAAAACAGUAAGGACAUAAUCUUGGACGAGGAGCUUAACUGGUUUAAUAGUAUGCUCCUCGAUGGGUCGUUUACGGACACGGAUCAGAUGAACAACUAUCAGAUGAAUUACGCGGGGUUUUUGGGUUGAGGACUGUAUUUAUAUAUUAAUGAUGAUGAC
Myxozyma melibiosi is the source of this 2729-nucleotide messenger RNA. RefSeq names its product fungal-specific transcription factor domain-containing protein. The transcript has a single exon. Lineage: Eukaryota; Fungi; Ascomycota; Lipomycetes; Lipomycetales; Lipomycetaceae. The record is from RefSeq and is a predicted model, not a curated record. Bases 112 to 2553 code for a protein of 813 amino acids. Gene Ontology annotation, cellular component: nucleus. Gene Ontology annotation, biological process: positive regulation of transcription from RNA polymerase II promoter by galactose; DNA-templated transcription. Gene Ontology annotation, molecular function: zinc ion binding; DNA-binding transcription factor activity, RNA polymerase II-specific; RNA polymerase II cis-regulatory region sequence-specific DNA binding.